ACAUUUACCUAUCUCCAGGCGGUCAUUAAUUUUCGCAUGGGGAUUAGAAACAAUCGACCAUUGUUGAUAAGUGCUGCUCAACGCAUAUUUGCUCCGAUAUGGUCUGGUCAAUAUAGCAAUCAACAUCAAGGCCUUUCCGCUAUUCUUGAGAAGGUUAAUAAAUAUUUAAAGGCCUUAAUUUCCCCUCUACAUCACAAAAUAUUUAAUAUUAUCGGGCAUGUGGAUAACGAAUUAUUAGGAGGCCAGAUAUGUCCAGAUUAUACAUUAGAAUUACAAAGAUUUUGGGUCCAUUUGCGUAAAACUGG
Messenger RNA from Racocetra persica, 305 nucleotides. The record is from the annotation of a GenBank genome assembly. Lineage: Eukaryota; Fungi; Glomeromycota; Glomeromycetes; Diversisporales; Gigasporaceae.